Messenger RNA from Stegastes partitus (bicolor damselfish), 804 nucleotides. RefSeq names its product T cell immunoglobulin and mucin domain containing 4 (gene timd4). The transcript has 5 exons. Bases 1 to 654 code for a protein of 217 amino acids. The record is from RefSeq and is a predicted model, not a curated record. Lineage: Eukaryota; Metazoa; Chordata; Actinopteri; Pomacentridae. Gene Ontology annotation, biological process: apoptotic cell clearance; cytoskeletal rearrangement involved in phagocytosis, engulfment. Gene Ontology annotation, molecular function: phosphatidylserine binding.
AUGAAUGUCUACCUGCCACAGUUUGUAUGUCUUUGUGCUGCAGGCGGACACUUUUCUUCCGUUUCCUCGUUUAAAGUGGCGGAGGGGGGCGUGGCCUCUCUGUCCUGUCAGUACUCGGUGAAGCGUUUCGGCCUGAGUCGGGUUUGCUGGGGUCGUGGCUGCGGGACCUUCUGGUGCAGCAACAUCCUGGUGCAGACGGACGAGAACGGCGUCAUCUCCAAGGUGGCCGACCGGUACCGGCUGACGGGGGACGUCCUGGACGGACAGAUGGACCUGGACAUCCUGAACGUGAGGCGGACGGACAGCGGGCCGUACUGCUGCAGGGUCGACAUCGACGGCAUCUUCAACGACAAGAAGGUGAUCAUGAACCUGAGGGUGGUCAAAGGUGAGUCACAUGACAGCUGUUCACUCAGAGGUCCGGUUCUCCGACUGGCAGUGGAUAUUUUAGAAAGGACGAUGAACUCCAGGUGUGUCAAAAACUGUCCAUCAGUGCUUCCCAAACAUGACAAACAUCUCGCUUUGUCCACAACGGCUGACCUGCAGUGUGACAAGUUUCUUUCCUCCUCCAGCUUCUCCUCUGAGGAACCUCCUCACAUCAUCUACGAGAUCCGGAUGAGGAGACCCGUCCAGGAGAACAUCUACACUCUGGACUAGAGUUCCUCUGCAGCUGGACCAGAGGGAGACACAGCGUUCACAUUUAGAAAGGGAACAAGCUGAGGGAGUAAUUAACGUGCUGCUGCAUGCAUGUGCUGUUUUUAAAGCUGAUAUUUGUUUAAGUUUAUUAUUAAAGAAUUGUUGCAAUUA